Messenger RNA from Ictidomys tridecemlineatus (thirteen-lined ground squirrel), 809 nucleotides. RefSeq names its product cilia and flagella associated protein 126 (gene Cfap126). Gene Ontology annotation, cellular component: ciliary basal body. The record is from RefSeq and is a predicted model, not a curated record. Gene Ontology annotation, biological process: cilium organization. Lineage: Eukaryota; Metazoa; Chordata; Mammalia; Rodentia; Sciuridae.
CUGAUUGGAAGGUAGUCCAAGAAGGUCUGCCUUCUGAGGUUGCCAGGCAACACAUGUAAACAGUACAGGAUCAUGGCCACCAACUACAGUGCCAAUCAGUAUGAAAAAGCUUUCUCACCUAAGAUUCUGCAGAACUGGUCUCCUGCCAAACCAACAAAAGAGAAAAUCUCUUCCCAUGAAGGCUACACCCAGAUUAUCGCCAAUGAUCGUGGUCAUCUGUUGCCUUCAGUGCCCCGUUCCAAGGUAAGUCCCUGGGGUACUUUCAUGGGCACCUGGCAAAUGCCUCAGAAGAUACCCCCUGCUCGAGUGACUUUGACUUCCCGAACAACUGCUGGUGCUGCCUCCCUCACUGAAUGGAUACAGAAAAAUCCUGAUUUACUCAAGGCCUGUAAUGGGUUGCGUCCUGAAAUCUUAGGCAAGCCCAAUGAUCCAGAGAGUCAGAAGAAACUCAGGAAGAAGUCUAUCACAAAGACUGUACAACAAGUACCAAGUCCAACCAUAAUUCCAAACUUUAUAGCUACCAAUCCUAAUCCCCCAGAUCAACCCCAUAGCCCACAUCCCUCUGCAGGUCAUACUCCAGGUCCCCAAAGCCCAGUUAACUCUCCAGGUCCCCAAAGCCCAGUUAACUCUCUUAAUAGUCCACCUAGAAGUGCAGGUGUGCUGGAACACUGAGAGAUAGCUGAGAUACAGAAAUAUACUUAGAUUGAGUAAAGUAACCAAAAACACCUAAUCCAAAAUGUGGAACAGAGAAAUUUAAGACCGGAGUAAAGGCAAAUUUAAAUAAUAAAUAUUGUUUGUUGAAUCUUUUA